Molecule: messenger RNA, 2424 nt
Organism: Vigna radiata var. radiata (mung bean)
Lineage: Eukaryota; Viridiplantae; Streptophyta; Magnoliopsida; Fabales; Fabaceae
Exons: 3
Coding region: 1-2424 (807 amino acids)
Biological process (GO): transmembrane transport
Cellular component (GO): plasma membrane
Molecular function (GO): transmembrane transporter activity
Source: RefSeq, a predicted model, not a curated record
AUGUCAGAAACAUCUUCUUCUUCAAUCACUGACACAAGGUCAGAGGUGUGGAGAACACGUGUAGGGUCUGCACUAAGAACCACCUUGGCAUGCACCAUAGCAGGUUGCACCUACCUUUAUGGGCCUGCACCACUCCGACGCUACCUCACAUACCCAGCUUUCACAUACUCAACCGCGCUCCUCAUAGUGUCAGAUGCUGCACUCGGUGACACACUAAGAGGUUGCUGGCACGUGCUUUGCGCGAGCAUCCAGGUCAUGAUACUCUCCCUGCUCGCUCUUCAGUUGAUUGGGCCACAAAACUUCACGAAUCUAGUGGCUGCACUGGCCAUGGCAAUUUCUGGUUUUCUCGUUGCGUUGCCUGUUGAAUCCACCCACUUGGUCACGAAGCAGAUAGCGUUUGGACAGCUAGUAAACGUUUACGUUAGGACUGCCAUAGAUGGUGCUGAAGAUAGAGUGGCCAUGCACACAAUUCAUGUGGUCUGCUCCACAGCCCUUGGAGCUGUCGCUUCUGUUCUCGCCAUGUUGCUUCCUUGCCCUUCCCCUCGCUUCGCCUACUCUCAGAAAAGGAAGUUGUGUGAACUAUAUAUCCAUAAUUUAUGUGAGAGGUUAAAUUGCAACAUAAAGGUGAUCUCUGCCUCAAACAACUCAGUUGUUGUUGGUUACUUUACUUUAGCCAAGUCUCUCUCUGCUACUGGAGUCAAGCUUCGACAAAGUAUUAGGAGUAAACUUGACACAAUGGAUUGGGAACAACCACAAAGAAGAAUUUUCAACUCCCAUAAGAUUGAUGUACAAGAUAAACUACAAUACUUGGAGUUACCGAUAAGAGCUAUGGGCAUUGCUCUGUCAACUUGUACCUUUCCUAAAAGGGUCAUCGAUGAGGAUCUCAAAGGUAUACUGCUGAAAUGUAGAGGAGAAUUCAACAAAAAAUUAAGCCAAGAAUCCAACUUGUUUGCUCAUUUUGAUGCAGCUGCAAUAUCAGAGAUGAAAAAAGACAUUUUUGCUAAAAAUUUGUUAAUGGCCUAUAAAGAUCUCCCAACCUCGUUCUUUUUAUAUUGCAUGCAUUUACUCCUACAGGACUCAUCAUCCAUUGUAAAUAAAAUGGAUCCCAUGCCGAUAAAAACUUCAAAAAAGGGUAAUUUUGAGUGGAGCAGCAACAAUAUUAAAGAGAUUGUGAUGAAUUUAUUUCCCUCAAAAACCAAUUUGGUUUUUCCACUUAAGGCCUCUCUUUCAUUAGGCUUUGCCAUGUUUCUUGGUUUGACAUAUAACAAGGAAAAUGGAUAUUGGUCAGGACUCACAGUUGCUCUCUGCUUCGUGACUGGACGACAUUCAACCUUCUCACUAGCAAAUGCACGUGGUCAAGGAACUGCAAUGGGAUCAAUCUACGGAGUUCUUUGUUGCUUCGUUUUUCAAAGAUGUAUGGGUAUAAGAUUCUUACCUCUUCUACCAUGGGUUUUUUUCUCUUCUUUUCUUAUGUACAGUAGAAUGUAUGGUAGAGCUGGUGGCAUUUCAGCAGUUGCAGGGGCUUUAUUAGUUAUUGGUAUAAACCACGAAGAAAAACCAAGUAAAUUUGCAUUUGUUAGAAUUGUUGAGGCCACAAUUGGACUCAUUUGCUUCGUUAUUGUAGAGAUACUUUUCAAUCCUUUUAGAGCUUCAACUCUAGCAAAAGGUAAACUUUCAGAAUGCUUGAGAUCUCUUCAACAUUGCAUUGACCAAACUAUCGUUAUUCCUAGUGAAAAAGAGAAGUCGUCUUCUUACUAUCAAGCAUCACAAGAUGAGCAUUUGAAGCUGAAAUCUGUAGUCGAUCAAUUAGAAGACGUCACGAUGGAAGCUGAAUUAGAGCCAAAUUUUUGGUUCAUUCCAUUUCAUAAUGGUUGCUACAGAAACAUGUUGGAAUCCCUGUCAACAAUGGUGGAUCUCUUACUUUUUGUGGCCUACUCAAUGGAAAAAGUUAGGCUAAUGUUGGAGAAAGAUGAAACAUUUUUUGUGGAUCUCUGCGAUCGAGUUAACGAGAAUGUGGGAAAUGUCAAGAACAAAGUAGGCCUCAUAUUGAACUGCCUUGAAAAGAUAACAAGGAUAGAGUCUUCUAAGGAACUUGAAAAUGAGUUAAAGAAUAUAAAUCUUCCUGUUGAUAUUGAUAUAGAGGAAUGCUCCAGGAAAGAUGCAUUUUGGAUAUGGAAUGGAGAUGAAGAGGUAAAAAAUAUUACUUAUUCUUUUCUCCAUGAUCUAGAGAAGAUGGCUAAUAAGGCUUGCAACAACACAGAUGAGGAGAUGCUUAAAGGUCAAAUGCUUUUUCAUUAUGGUUGUUUGGGAUUUUGUAGUAGUAGCUUGAUGAGAGAAACAAUAAAGAUUCACAAUCAAGUAAAAGAGCUACUUGUAUGGGAGAAUCCCUUAAGUCAAACAAACCUUAAUGGAGUAUUUCCAUAA